Aspergillus tanneri is the source of this 1230-nucleotide messenger RNA. RefSeq lists its product as uncharacterized. The coding region runs from base 1 to 1230 and encodes 409 amino acids. NCBI's taxonomy places the organism in Eukaryota, Fungi, Ascomycota, Eurotiomycetes, Eurotiales, Aspergillaceae. Gene Ontology annotation, molecular function: oxidoreductase activity. The transcript has 3 exons. The record is from RefSeq and is a predicted model, not a curated record.
AUGGAGCAAAUCGUUUCGAAAAUAAAAGACCUUCCGCCCGUACGGACCAUCCUCUCCAUCAUUUGGAAUGAUCCCAUCGGACGUGUCGCAACGGUAGUGACUACUUAUCUUGUGGUGGUUGCUACUUUGCGGUUCCAGCGUCUACGAUCGGUUCAGCGUCAGUAUCGCCAGUAUGCCACACGAGAUGGCAUGGCCACGAUGACAGUGCAUGAUGCCUGGGAAAUUCAGAAACGAAUGCAGCAGUUAGAGUAUCCGACGUUGGCUGUGAAGGCACUUCAGUUUGCCUUAUUUCGGACAUACGGUAUUCCCAGUAUUUCAUCCCUGUUGUUGAAAACAUCCCAAUUCUCCAACCUGUCGACCUCGUUCAAACGCUACGCCGAUACUUCCAUCCUUAUCGCCCAAUUCAUUCUCUUCGAACCUUCCUCCGACCGCGCCGUCACGGCCCUCGCCCGCACCAAGUAUCUGCAUGUAGGAUACCGAGCCAGCGGAGCCAUCCUCGACGACGAUCUGCUGUAUACGCUGAGUCUGUUCGUGCUGCAGCCUAUUCGGUUCAUUGCCCAAUUCGAAUGGCGUGCGAUGAGCGACCUCGAACGCUGCGCUAUCGCUACAUACUGGAAGUAUCUGGGCGAUGCGCUGGACAUCAGCUACGAUGCGUUGCCCUCCGGUAAGACCGGGUUCCGAGACGGAUUGCAUUUUCUGGAAGAGUUGGAGGAAUGGAGUGUACGCUAUGAAAAGAGGAAUAUGGUUCCUAAUGCAGCCAAUAAAGCCCUUGCGGAUCGCACGAUGGAUGUGAUGCUUUAUACCUUACCCAGGGGGAUGAAGCAUAUCGGGCUGAGGUAUGAUCGUCCUUCACGCAUAUACUGCUGGAUCUUCAAUUCAAUCAUGGGAAUCCGCCGGCUUCUACUCCGAUAUUGCAUGCUUCCACGGCCGUAUUUUCUCCGGACAGUCAUCACCACCGACCACCGCAAUGAUCAGGGACGAUACCAUGUACGUGUAUGGUCUGGGGCCCCGUACUACGUACAACCGACCUUCCGGAACCGAUGGGGUCCGUCCGCCUGGUUCAGUCGUCUCUUGGGAUUGCCAGUUCCUGGCGACGAGGGUGAGAAGUAUUCUCCGCAUGGGUAUGAACCGGCAGAUCUGGGACCCAAGGCUUUUGAGGGGAAGGGCCAUAAGACGGUGCAGGAUAUCAAGGGCGAGUUGGCUUGUUUGUCAAAAUUGCCGUUUGCUUAG